Molecule: messenger RNA, 2423 nt
Organism: Gasterosteus aculeatus aculeatus (three-spined stickleback)
Lineage: Eukaryota; Metazoa; Chordata; Actinopteri; Perciformes; Gasterosteidae
Source: RefSeq, a predicted model, not a curated record
GCAGCAGAAAAAUCUAGUGUAGAGAAUAAUUUACAUUUCAACAUAAUAUUCUAAAACGAUUCACAUGUUUGAAGUACUUUAAUAUUUGUGGUACGGACUUUGAUGUUGAUGUGAACGUUUUUUUUCCAGUAAAGAUCAGCGAUCUAGUCCUGACACAUAUCUUAAUGUCUUAUCCCUGCUGAGCCACAUUAAAAACAACAUGACUUAUUCAAAUAAUGAAGUCCCAAGAACGAGGAAGUUUAAUAACAGCUCGACAUCAUCAGAGCUGCUGGACUCCUGAAGAUAUUUCUCCUAUUUUUACAAACUACAUAAAUUACUGCGAAUUUAAAUGUUCAGUUUCGGGUUGGGCUCAUGGUGUCAAAGACCUAUCACCUGGUUUUACAGCAAUAUGAGCUCUAUUUUAUUUAAACGUUGAACAAGCGCCUCAGAGCGUCCUUCAUGUGACGAGUUGCCACGACUGAGGAUGUUAUGAAACUGCACUUUAUGCAAAGGGAAAGCGUUCAGACAGGCAGCUCCGUUCUCAUCUGCACAGCACAUAGUAUUUAUUUCAUGACACCACCAACUGUGGGCACGCGCUGUGUGUGCGCUUUUGUCUGUGGUUGUGUGUGAUUGUGCGUGUGUGUGUGUGUGUGAGUGCACAUAUGACUAAAAAUGAACGCCCUUUCAGCCUUUAAGACAUCACAAGGGAGUGUUUGUUUUUUUAUGAGACUUUGAUACACAACAUUCAAAACACUGACAAUAAAACCAUCUUCGAUUGACUGGAUAGUUUUUGAGAUAUAAGGAGAGAAAAAUCCUCAUGAAAUUGUGACUCUUUUAUAAGUUGAGCUCACACAUCUUGACCAUGUGACUCAAUUCUCAUCCCAGAAGGACAAAUGUGACCUAAUGAAAGGGAGGGAAAAAAGUUGCAUAAAUGAGAAAAAUAUGGGCGGGAUGGACGAAGUAGAUCUGAGGGAGUGAAAGAACAAGAAAGAGGAGGGAGGAGAGGAGAAUAGAGAGACGAGAGGACCAAACUCACUGCCUUCUCCUCCUCCAGUGCUCUCUCCCUUCUUUCUCCUGGUGACUCCGAGCUGAGAUCAACAGAUAGGAUGCUGUGCUUGGGCUCCUUGUGCCCACUCCUCCUCCUGCUUCUCCUCCUCCCCCCUCAACUGCCUGCCCAGGAGACGCUUGUGCGUCUGGCAGGCGUAGGCCGGCGCAAUGCGAACGAGGGGCGCGUGGAGGUGUUCUACAACGGGGCCUGGGGCACCGUGUGUGAUGACGAGGUGGAUCUUAACCUGGCCAACGUGGUGUGCCGACAGAUGGGCUUCCAGCGCGGCCUGACCUGGGCACACAGCGCAAAGUUUGGCCAAGGACAAGUUUCUGUUUCGUAGAAAGUACAAUGCAAUAACGUGAGGAUGUGGAGCCUUCGGAACUGGUUCUUCAACUUGUGCAUUGCUCUGAGCUGUGUGAGCAGUGCAGCAGGGGUGAUCCGUGUAUAUGGAUAUGAGAGGGGACAAGUUCAAGUUUCUUGUCCCUAUGGCUCUGGGUUUGAGUCCUCUGAGAAGUACCUGUGCAAGGAUCGCUGCGGCUAUGAUGAAGUUCUUAUUAGGACGACAGAACCUAAUAAGAACAAAUACUCCAAACACGAUGACCAUCAGCAACGAGUCUUCACAGCGACUAUCUACAAUCUGAUUUUUGCCGAUGCAGGAAAAUACUGGUGUCGCAUCACAAAAGCGGGAAUAGACAUCUUCACUGAAAUGGAACUGGAAGUAGCUCGAGAGUGGUGCUGUGUGAGGUCAACCAAACAGAGCGGCGUCGUGGGACAGACAGUAACAAUGAUGUGUCCGUACCCACCGAACCACCGGAAUAACAGGAAGUUCCUCUGUAAGGGAGAACGACGCAAGGAAUGCACAGACAUGACAAGUCAAAGGCGGUUUACUCUGCGAGACGAUAUUUCUUCCAGCUCCUUCUCGGUAACAAUCACAGAGUUGAAAGCAGAGGAUGCUGGGACAUACUGGUGUGGUUCAGACUCACAGUGGAGUCCCGGAGACUACACCAAGAUUCAACUGUCAGCAGGUAAGAUAAUGAGAAGAGCUAAACCUAUUUGUUUGAGAGUACAAACGAUUGUUACAUCCAUCAGGUUACUCAUAUCUGCAUCACUUCACAAUAAAGUAAUAGAUCGAGUCCCUCCUUGGAUUCCUAAAACGGUAGACUAUUAAAUAAUUGACAUUUAAUAUUCAACAACCAAGGAAACGCUUAAUGCAAAGUCCUCAUCAAAUUGAAGCUGAACUUAAAGAAUGGGAUUUGUAGUUUUUUCAGCAUGCUAACAAAAAAAUUAUCACGUUAUUACCAAUAAAGUACUCUGAGGAAAUGUAGUUAGUUAGAGGUAAAUGUAGUUAGUUAGAGGACAGCUGUGUACCAUCAUGCACCAGGGUGAGUUACAACAA